CGGUUUAACGAUGUGUACUUUACACUUACAACAUUAGAGAAGAAAUCCAAAAUAUUCAAUAAAUCUCCAGAAAAGGCCACUGCUAUUCAGAGAUGAAGUACGACAAUUAGAAAAUGGACGUUUAAAUCCAGUCAUUGGUGCUUUUUCUGACGAUAGGCCCGCCCCGUGGUCCCUGGACGUCACUGUUCGUUCUCGCCACGGAGGUGGGUGGGGCCCCGACUUUAUCAAUGAAUUUUUUUUCUCUGAUUUUAACAUCAAAAGUUGCGUACUCCGGACCUUCCCGACAUUUCACCUUUGAUGAUGCGACAUCAAAAACUUGGUCCAGACAUCGCAGGGCAUCGUAGCGACGUACCACGUGACUAGUGUCAGAGCAUACAGAGGGCCAUAGUUGGUACCACCGGGAAAAGGAAUGGUGGUGUUCACUUCACUGAUCCCACCGGGAAUUAUAAUGACAGUGGUGACGGUAGGGUGGGGCCUGCAGUGCCCCCCGUGUGAACGAAUACACUGUAGCCCCCGAGAGGCCUCACAGUUAACUUGUCCAGGUGGAGUCACCACCGGUAUCUGUGGCUGCUGCCCCACCUGUGCCAAAGUAGUGGGGGAGAGAUGCGGGGGAGACUUUAACUAUCUCGGUAAAUGUGAUAAAGACCUGUACUGUCAGAUUCAAAACCCCCAGAAAUACACGGAUCGGCAGCCGGAGGGGCAGUGUGUAACGGUUCCCUUCCAUAUACAAGAUUCGCCGAGACCUGCUCCAAAAUGUCGACCCAUGUGCUCGCCCAAGUUUUGUCGCCAACACCCACGGGCAGUCUGUAGUGCUAUUAAAGUAGCCGAGGUAUCGCGAAGUUGCCAAAGUCCAUGUCAGCAUACGUCAUGUCAAGCCUGUAGGUUCGAGUCGGAACCCAAAUGUAAGGCAUGCCAGAAAGACGACUUCCGGUGUCUAAAAAGAUACGGGAAGUGUGUAAAACGACAAUACUGCACAAAGAGGAAGUAUCCUUGUAAACCGCAAUACAGUAGAAAACAGGAAGGGCGCUUUCAGUGUGAUGUACCAAGAUGUUCUUAACAAAUCAGUGACUUCACUGAAGAAAAAUCGCCUGCAUUGUCCGAAGUUUGGGCACUGGACAACUUUUUUCAUUUGAAUGUGUUAAUGCAUUUCUACAUUUUUUUAUCCACCACAGUAAAAACAAAGAGUGAAUGAAUAGGAGGGUUGUUCGGAAAUUAUUGAGACAUUUACUCUUAUUUCCUUGGGGAAAAAGUUAAAUCCUUGAAAUUUCACCAAAACGUACACCAGGAUAGGGUUUAUCAAUGUAAAAAAAUUAUUGUCCAUAGCAUGAUUGGAUCAUUCCUGGUUAGCUGACCAAAUUGCCAUCGCCCAGUGACCCGGCGCAACCGCAAACCUACCGCAACGUCAUUUUGACGCUUCUUAUUGAUCCUAUAUUUUAAAAACCUAACAAACGAAGGAAAAUUAGAGUUAAUUCUUGAUUUCUCAUCUUUUGUUUACAUUUCAAGAUGUCAACAUUCGCAUAUUCCCUCCAUUCUUGAUUUUGUGGAAAAAAAUCAGGUCAUUUCUAACUGAAAGUCAAAUUACUGUGAAAUGUCUCCUACAGUGAUUCUGUGUACAUAUUUUAGAACUGUUUACAUCAGUUAGUGUGUAAAAAGUACUUGAUAUUUAGUCACUUUGUCUGAAUUCUAGCUAAACAAUUAGUGAAAAAAGACGAUAAACUGAAGUUCUUUAUCCCUUGCCAUCGUAUAGUUUUUGUUAAAGCGGUUGGGUGGUAUUAAAAGGUCUUUUUCCGAAAUUUCCAUCAAUUUGGUGUAUUUUCGCUGCGCCGCCUUGACGUCAAAUUUCUAUAUACUGUCGUUUUCAUAUUCCUAUUGCUUGGUAAAUAUAUCUGUACCAUAUCCGUAUUACAACUCAAACACUCGUGAAACUUGAUCAAAAGUUAGUCACAAUAAAUAGCAAAAUGAACAUAUAUAAUCUGAUUUCUUUUAGUAUAAGAUGUAAGUUUGCGGACACUUAGAUAGACGAUGUUUUAGUUUUCUUAUUCUCCGAGUUUAUGCUUGCGCCGGGUACCCCAACCACCGAUUUGUUAAUCUACCGUUGUAAACAAAAUAUUAAACAUUUUUUAAAUAUUACUUUUUUUAAUUAUUUGUUAAGGUUUCUUCAAUGUUGAUGCCAACUUUCACCAUAAUUCGUCACUUAGAAAUGGAAAUAUCCGUGUUGUCUCAAUAAUUUCCGAACAACCCUCGUAUAUGUCAUUGUCUAAGGUAGAUGUGACACGUGACCGCGGGUCGUCAGAGGCAGGAUGACCUAGUUUAUGUGGAUGGUCGGCUGGACCGAAGAAAUAAAUCCAGAUAUAUCCAGUUAUUUGUUUCAAUAAAUAUUUUGUUCGUUUUUCUA
Molecule: messenger RNA, 2395 nt
Organism: Magallana angulata
Lineage: Eukaryota; Metazoa; Mollusca; Bivalvia; Ostreida; Ostreidae
Exons: 4
Coding region: 410-1057 (215 amino acids)
Biological process (GO): regulation of cell growth; regulation of signal transduction
Cellular component (GO): extracellular region
Molecular function (GO): insulin-like growth factor binding
Source: RefSeq, a predicted model, not a curated record